UGCACAAUGACUGUAUCCUCUGCUCAAAUUCACUGUAGAAUGACCAGCAGGCUUGGACAAAUCAUUUUCUGGAAUUCCAAACCUCAGCAAAGUUCAAAAAAAGUUUAAAGCCCAACGAUCGAAGUUAUAAAAAAGUUUUAUGCCCAACGUUCGAAGUUUGGAGAUUAAACUCGGGCAGGUAAACAUAAACGGUUAUUCACGAACCGAAAUGGUUCAGUCUAUGCCCUUCGUUUCUUCCCUCUACACACUCCCCUCCUCGAAACCCAACCGAACCAAUCGAUCAGGAAAUUCUCAUAAUCCCAUUUCAGAAACCCUCACAGCCGAUCUUUUCUACAACUUCAACUCUCUAUUUGAGCUCAAACAAGUGCAUGCCCACGUCAUCAAAACCAACACUCCUCAUUCAGUCCUCCCACUUCCCCGAGUUGGCUACGUUUGUGCUUUCACGCAUUGUUUUCCCUACGCUCAACAAAUCUUCGAAUGUGCUGAUACGCCCGAGAUUGUAGUGUGGAACUCCUGUUUGAGAGCUUUUGCCGAAAGUGAUUCUCCAAAUGACGCAAUUGUGCUAUUUUAUCAGCUGCGUAACCAUAAUGUUUGUCCCGACAUUUUUUCUUGUUCUUUUACUAUUAAAGCUUGCACAAAGUUGUUGGAUCUUUUACACGGUAAAAUUGUUCACGGGUUCAUUGAAAAACUUGGGUUUCAAUCAAAUUUGUUUUUGCAAAACACUAUUGUUCAUUUAUAUGCGUCUUGUGGAGCUAUUAAUGAUGCGCGGUUGUUAUUUGAGAAAAUGUCGCAACGGGAUGUUGUGACUUGGAAUAUAAUGAUGGCCCAAUCGGUCAAGAGGGAAGAUGUUGACGGGGCGUAUGCUUUAUUUUCUCAAAUGCCAGUGAGAAAUUUGAGGUCAUGGACGACUAUGAUUGCCGGAUUCGUGCAGUGUGGGAAGCCAAAGGAGGCUAUUAGUCUUUUUACGCAGAUGGAAGAGGCAGGGUUGAGACCUAAUGAGGUAACUGUUGUGGCUGUUCUCGCGGCAUGUGCUGAUUUGGGUGCACUUGAUCUUGGCAGGAGGAUUCAUGAGUACUCUGAGCAAAGUGGGUAUAGUAGAAAUAUUCAUGUAUGUAAUACUCUUAUCGAUAUGUACAUCAAAUGUGGAUGUUUGGAAGCUGCUCAUAAUGUUUUUGAGGAGAUGGAGGACCGAAACAUUGUCUCGUGGUCGGCCAUGAUUCAAGGGCUGGCAAUGCAUGGACAAGCUAACGAUGCUCUGCAACUAUUCUCUAAGAUGAUUCAGAUAGGCAUCAAGCCCAAUGGUGUCACGUUCAUCGGACUCUUGUAUGCUUGUAGCCAUAUGGGGUUGAUAAAUGAGGCUCGUAGGAUUUUUGCCAGUAUGAGUAGAGAUUACGGUAUAACUCCACAGAUUGAACAUUAUGGUUGUAUGGUUGAUAUUUUAAGCCGUGCAGCCCUCCUUCAAGAGGCAUAUGAGUUUAUUAUGAACAUGCCUAUUGACCCGAAUGGAGUAGUGUGGGGAGCUCUCCUUGGUGGAUGUAAGGUCCACAAGAACAUUGAAAUGGCGGAAGAAGUAACUAAACACCUACUUGAAUUGGACCCGUUAAAUGAUGGAUACUACAUAGUUUUGUCGAACAUUUAUGCGGAAGCAAAGCGUUGGGAAGACGUGAGAAGAGUGAGGAAGUUGAUGAGAGAUCAAGGGGUGAAGAAGACACCAGGUUGGAGUUCAAUUACGGUGGAUGGAGUGGUCCAUGAGUUUGUGGCCGGGGAUGAGACCCAUCCUCAAACUGAGGAGAUAUUUCAGAGGUGGCACAAAUUAUUGGAAGAAAUGAGGUUGAAAGGAUAUGUACCUAACACUUCGGUGGUUCUGCUGGACAUAGAAGAGAAUGAGAAAGAAAAAGUUCUGUAUCGCCACAGUGAGAAAUUAGCAUUGGUUUUUGGUCUAAUGAACAUACCUACUGGAAAACCAAUCAGAAUUAUGAAGAAUCUUCGUAUUUGUGAAGACUGUCACACUGCUUUGAAAAUUAUAUCAGAGAUUGUUAACCGACAGAUAAUUGUCCGUGAUCGGAACCGGUUUCAUUGCUUUAAAGAUGGUUCUUGUUCAUGCAGGGAUUAUUGGUAGUGGGUCUUAUCUUCUAACAUAACAUAAUGGAAUUCAUGUUCAUCUUCAUAUGACUCCUUAAGCAUUAAUGCAGAUUGCAAUGGUUCCUACUUCACUGGUUUCUUCAUCAACUGUAUUGAAUAAACUAUACAGCUUCAUUUUCUCAUUCUCAUCUUGAUCAGCAUCAUCAUUCCAGAAGCCAGACAACAG
This is a messenger RNA of Ilex paraguariensis (yerba mate), 2308 nucleotides long. The record is from the annotation of a GenBank genome assembly. Lineage: Eukaryota; Viridiplantae; Streptophyta; Magnoliopsida; Aquifoliales; Aquifoliaceae.